AUGAGACCUGUUGGUUGUCCCCGUUACUUUUUCAAGCAUAUAGCUAAUUGGUAUGGUGGUGCCUGUUAUGUUGUUACUAUUCCUUCUUAUCGUUCACCAUCCAGCAGUAUCAGUUUGUACGAGUUUCUUAGAUGGUGUUCAGUUACACCGACAUUUAUUAUUCAUGGACUUGUGAACUAUUUUAUAGGGCUUGAAGGAGUCAUGGAGCUUCUUGAAGAAUCGUUUCCAGAGGUUGAAAUAGCUAUUGCUCAUGGAAAGGUCCGACCCAGUGAAUUCUUUGUCUAUGUCUCUAUGAUUGUCAAUUUAACUGGAGCAUCAUGUAAAAGGAGAGAUCAAUUAAGACAAAUAGAACAUGAUAAGAUUGUUACACUUUUAGACAGUGGAGAUAUUAUUAGUGGAAAAGGCAAAAAUCAAGAAACUAGUUUAGCAAGACCAGGGGAUACUCGUUGGGGAUCACACUAUCUAACAUUACUUCGUCUAUCCUCUAUGUGGGCUUCGGUGAUUGGAAUAUUGGGAAAUAUACAAGAUGAUGCCACCACUUCUGACAAUAGAGGUAUGGCCAGGGGUUUGAUUGAUAGAAUGAAUGAUUAUGAAUUUGUUUUUGCAUUGCACCUGAUGAAGUAUUUAUUGGGAAUCACAAAUGACUUGUCACUUGUUUUGCAACAAAGGGAUCAAAAUAUUGUCCAAGCCAUGAGUUUGAUUGAUACUAUGAAAUCUCAAUUGCAAGACUUUAGGGAAGAGGGAUGGCAAAUAAUUUUAGAUGAAGUCAACAAUUUUUGUCAGUUGAAUAUGAUUCCCGUGAUUGAUAUGGAAGACAGUAUAGCAAUCCGUGGCAAUGCCAGGCGCAGUCGCAGAGGUCAAACCAUCACUAAUUUUCAUCAUUAUCGCGUGGAAAUUUUUUGUGAGGUUGUUGAUUUAAUUAUACAAGAGAUGAAUAAUCGUUUCUCGGAAGUUAGCACGGAAUUGCUUAGUUGCAUAGCAUGUCUUGAUCCAAAAAGUUCUUUCUCUCAAUUCAAUGUGCAGAAACUACUCCGUCUUGCUGAUUUAUAUCCUGAAGACUUCUCAAGUAACGAUUAUUUAUAUCUUGAGUCUCAACUUCGAAAUUAUAUUUAUAAUGUGCAACGCGAUCCUCAAUUUUCAGAAGUUGGAGAUUUGGGAAGUCUUGCUCAACAAAUGGUUAAAACUGGUAAAAAUACAGUUUUUCCAUUGGUUUAUCGUCUGAUCCAGUUGGCAUUAGUUCUACCAGUUGCGACUGCUUCUGUUGAAAGAGUAUUUUCUGCAAUGAAUAUUGUCAAGACUGAUUUGCGCAACAAAAUGGGAGACGAGUGGAUGAAUGACUGUCUGGUUGUAUACAUCGAGAAGGAUAUUUUUGCAACAAUUGAAAAUGAGCAAAUAUUGCAGCGUUUUCAACGGAUGAAGACUCGCAGAAUGCAAUUGCCUCCUCUUCGUUAUUCGAGUGCAACAACUACCAAUACUUCAAGUGUUAAUCAAUAACAAAUUUUUGGGUAUGUA
Messenger RNA from Coffea eugenioides, 1512 nucleotides. RefSeq lists its product as uncharacterized. The transcript has 4 exons. Gene Ontology annotation, molecular function: protein dimerization activity. Lineage: Eukaryota; Viridiplantae; Streptophyta; Magnoliopsida; Gentianales; Rubiaceae. The record is from RefSeq and is a predicted model, not a curated record. The coding region runs from base 1 to 1494 and encodes 497 amino acids.